Caenorhabditis briggsae is the source of this 1533-nucleotide messenger RNA. RefSeq names its product Protein CBR-CUX-7 (gene Cbr-cux-7). Lineage: Eukaryota; Metazoa; Nematoda; Chromadorea; Rhabditida; Rhabditidae. The coding region runs from base 1 to 1533 and encodes 510 amino acids. The record is from RefSeq and is a predicted model, not a curated record. The transcript has 6 exons.
AUGGCUCGAAGCGGGCCUGCCGCACUGGACUAUUUGGGAUCGGAAGCCGAAGAUUUCAACAAAGCACAACAUUUGUAUUUGAAGCCGAUGGCUGUGAUCAAAAUUACCGUUGUUUUGCCCAGAAUGACAAUACCCGGUCAAUCAAUUUCAAAUUGGGAUCUAAUGGAGAGACUGAAACGAGCAAUCGAUCCGAUUCAAAUGGAUUCUUGUAAAGUCAGGGAGAGCAACAUAGACUCUGUAAUCUUCGAAGCCGAGCUGCUGUCACUAGGAAUCAUGCAAAAAACUAUGAAUAUCCUCGACGGAUUCUCAAUGAAAGUGUCGGGAUUUGCGGAGCCAUUAAAAGUGAAGACAAAAGAGGCAAAACUGGAUUUUCCCAGUCGACACGAUUGGGAUGUCUGGUUUAUGAAGAAUAAAAUUGAUGAGACGAAGCCAGGAGAGCGCCCAGAUACAGUAUAUCUUGCCAAAAUUCCAGUAAAAUGGUUUUGCGACGGCUACAACGACUUACCCUCCGAACGACGUCUUCGUGUAGCUAUGGAGCAAUUCGGAGCCGUCCGUGCUGUAGAUAUUCCUAUUUGUGAUCCGUUAAGAGCUCAAAUGAGCUCAAAAGUCUCUGGAAUUCAGCAAAAAGGUUUUGGCCUGGGCCAGGACGUCUUCUUCGAGGCCUAUGUGCAGUAUAUGGAGUAUAAAGGAUUCGCGACAGCUAUGGAUUCGUUGAGGAAUCGAAAAUGGGCGAAACGAAUUGAUGGACGAUUUUUUCAGGCGUUGAUCAAGGUGGAUUUCGAUCGGUCACGACAUCUCAGCGAGGCGCAGAUCGCGAAGCGGGCCGACGAACGACGACAAAUGGAGACGGAUCGGUUGAGGCAGGAGGAGGAGGAGCUGAAUGUGAAACGCCAAGAAGAGCUGAAAAUCAAGGAAGAGGAGAAUGAGAAGAAUCGACGACGAGAGGAUCGGAGCGGAAGCGAAGGGAGAAGAGAGCUGGAACGAAUGGCUGAGGAAGAAAAGAAGCGUCUGGAAAAAGAGCGUCUCGAGAUGGAGCAUCGUGCCGCAGCGAAUCGUCGUCUAGAAGGCGUACGUCUUCUGAAGUUCCUCUUCGAAAAGAUUGAGGCACGAGAAGAGAGAAGAAAACGGAAGGAUGAGGAGAAGUUGGCUGAUGAGUUGAGCAAGAUUAAGGAGCUCGUUAAGCAACCUGUGGAGCAGGAGGACGCUCUGAGACAGGCGCUAUUGCAGCAGAGAGAGAUUCGGAUGAGAGAACGGUUGAAGGAGAAAAUGAAGGCGGAAAGUGUCAAAAAGGAGAAGAAGAAGAGAAAAGAGGAGAAGAGGAAGGAGCGCAAGAGGAAGAGCAAUCGACAUGAUACUUCCUCAUCCUCAUCGUCUUCUGGCGACUCGGAUUCUGAAUCCUCCUCCACGUCAUUAAAGUCAACGGAUUCAGAAUCUUCAGAACGGCGACGUCGUUACCGUCGGAAGCGUCGGAGCAGCGGCGAACGACGUCAUCGUUCCUCACAUCAUCAGAAGACCAGACGUCGUGGAUCAUAA